Molecule: messenger RNA, 639 nt
Organism: Stegastes partitus (bicolor damselfish)
Lineage: Eukaryota; Metazoa; Chordata; Actinopteri; Pomacentridae
Source: RefSeq, a predicted model, not a curated record
AUGGACGGAGAAAUCCCCGAGUCGCCAGGCUCUGCCCCCUCAGUAGAGGACGCUCCUACCAAGUUCAGGGGUUCCUCGAAGUGCUCCUUCCACAAGGACAAGGACCCCAGUCUGGCAGCCCACCGACGGGGAUGUUCCUGUACAUGUUCCUGUACAUGUUCCUGUAGAUGUUCCUGUACAUGUUCCUACAGCUGCUCCUGGAAAGAGUCUCGGCUGAUCCGACCCUCGGCGGCGGCGGCGGCGGAACGCGACCGACGGCUGACCGACAUGGAGGAUGUCCGGGCGGACUCGUACCUGCGACCUCCGUCACCUGCUGCCAGUCAGCCGCCGACUCUGGACCCGACCUGGAGAUUCGAUCCUCCAGAGCUGCAGAAUGACAUUUCCCUGCUUCCACCAGCCUUCAUGUUCCUGAAGAUGCUGCAGAACGCCGUCGCCGUUCAGCCUCCGUUCAGCCGCCGGCCUCCGUUCAGCCGCCGGCCUCCGUUCAGCCGCCAGCCUCCGUUCAGCCUCCGUUCAGCCGCCAGCCUCCGUUCAGCCUCCGUUCAGCCGCCGGCCUCCGUUCAGCCUCCGUUCAGCCGCCGGCCUCCGUUCAGCCUCCGUUCAGCCGCCAGCCUCCGUGGUCGCACACGACUCGUCUGA